ACUGUAAUCUAAAGCGCAGCUACCGGUGUAUUCUGAUGGUUUCUCUUCAUGAGGCCUCAAAACUAUUGGCAUUUGUAGGAAGCCUCUCCAGUAAAACCACGGAUAGCCAGCUGCUAAUGUAUCAAAAGAUACCCACUGACGGGACCGAUCUUGUUUUUGUCAUUGCUGGCCUUUGAUCUUGCCGACGUAGAAUCUUUACCGUGACCUACGCAUAUCUUUUAGUGGACGGAGGAUCGCGCAAGAACCGCGCGUUGUGGCCUAGCAGAGCCCAAUGCUCAAUGCCCAUGUUGCCGUGUGACCGACACCCUCCAACAAAAAAUAGUCUAGCUAGCUUUGGUUUCUCGAUUGUUGUUGCUGCCAGUAAUAUCACUUUGAGCCACCAUCUUAUUAGCUCUCUGACCUUCCAACAACCUGCAAACUACUGUACCCAAAACAAUCCACCAUGUCUGCUCCAGCUGCUGCUAAACCCGUUCUUCUCCCUCAGAAGGGAACUGCUCGCGUGAAAAAUGUCAUGUCAGGUGACACGGUUAUCCUUUGGGGAAAGUCUUCGGUUCCCAACCAGCCUCCGCCUCAGGUCCAGUUCACGUUGGAAGGAUUGAUGGCUCCACGAUUGGCGUCCAAGAACUACCCUAACGACGAUCCUGGCGCGUUUCCAUCCCGUGAGUUUUUGCGCCAGAUGUUGAUCGGAAAGAUGGUUACCUUUGAGACAACCCGCAGAAAGCCCCAAGGUGGAGGAGGAGUGGUAGCAGCCACAGCUGGAAGUGAUGCCGCGCCUCAAAACUACUACCAUUAUGGUCAUAUAAUUUUUGAGAAUGAAAAUGUCGCAGUCAGAAUCCUGAAGAAUGGACACGCCAAAGUUCGCGAUGAUUUCUCCCCGCCUUCUAGUACCGACAGCAGUGGAGAUAAUGGAGAUUCCAAUGGCAAAAAUAGUGAUAUGUCCGAGCAGGAAGUGGCUUACCGUAAGAAGUUUGCCGAGGCACAGCAAGAAGCCAUUAGUGCCAAGGUAGGAAUCCAUGCUACGGGUCCUCUGGUGCGAAAACCUCGCAAUGUGGAAGAUGCUCAGUCUAUGGUCAAAAAAUUGAAAUCUGUUACGGCUGUGGUCGAGUAUAUCUUUGAUGGCAGUAGGUUUCGUUGUCAGAUUACCCAAGCCAACGACAAGGAGUACAUUCAUUCCACUUUCACCCUGAUUUUGGGAGGAGUGGUUUGUCCCCGAUCUCAACGGCCUACUCAUACUACCGGUAACCCGCCGCCUCAGAUUGCUCCCAAUGCUACGCCUGAACAAGAAUUGCAAAUGGGAGCCCGAGCUAGGCUCUUUGUCGAGGAACGAUUGUUGCAGCGCGAACUGACCAUGGUUCUCCAUGGAACCGACAAAUCGGGUGGUGCCGCCGUUGCCACCAUCCAACAUCCCAAGGGUAACAUUGCCGUGGAACUCCUCAAGAAUGGAAUGGGUCGCAUCGCCGACUGGUCUGUUCGCCUCAUGGAUCCUGGUGUUGUGCCUCCCCUCCGAAUUGCCGAAAACAAUGCCAAACGCGGAAAUCUCGGUGUGUGGGCGCAUUGGGAGGCUCCUAAACUGUCGGGAGCUGCUGAGAUUGUAGGAACCUGUGUCGAAGUUAUUAGUGGAGAUACCCUCACUAUCUUGCCCCAAGGGGUUCUCUACGAUUCUGAACAGGUCCUGCAAAAGAUCAGUUUGGCUUCCAUUCGGUCUCCGAGGUUGGGAAGCGAGCGUGCUGGACGAGCUGAUGAACCUUAUGCCGUGGAAUGCAAAGAACGAUUGCGAGUUUUGUGUGCCGGGAAACAGGUGAAAGUCCUAGUUCACUACGAGCGUGACAUUCCUUUGGCUCCCGAAGUGACGGAAAAGCGUAGGUUCGGUACCGUUUCUGUCGGAAAGCGAUCUGAUGUCGGCGAAACAUUGAUCCAGGAAGGCCUGGCAAGUACCCAGCGCCAUCGUGACGACGAUGAAAAGUCUCCUCGUUACGAUGAAUUGAGAGCCGCUGAAGCCGUUGCCAAAGCUGCCAAGAAGGGAAUCCACGUCGAAGGAAAGGAAUACAAGAAGAACGCCAUCAACGAUUUGACAGACCCUAAGAAAGCCAAAGCCUACGCUGAGUCGCUCAUGCGAGGUGGCACUCUCAAAGUUGUUGUCGAGUUCGUCUUUAAUGGAGCUCGAUUCAAGGUAUUCGUUCCAUCCGAGAACUGCUACAUCAUGUUUGCGCCCAACAGUGUCCGUUGCCCUCAGCCAUCUCCCUCCGCAGCUGGAGCCAAGCAAGGCAAAAAGGCAGAACCUUUCGGAGAUGCUGCCAAGCGCCACGCUCGUUUGUCCGUGUUGCAGCGCACCGUGGAAAUAUCGUGUACUGGUGUCACCAAUGGCGGUAUCAUAACAGGAGUUUUGUACGUCGGCCAAGGUCCUCAACGUCGUGAUUACAGCCUUGAGCUCGUUGCUGCUGGACUUGCCAGCGUCGACCAGCGCAAGAUUGAUUAUGGAGAGGCUCCCAAGUACCUUGUGGACGCACACAACAAGGCCAAGAAUGGCAAGCUCGGAGUCUGGUCUAUUGAACAAGCUGCACCUACAGAAAAGGCACCAACCGAAAAGAGCAAGGUAAAGAGUGUCAAGAUCAGUCUCAGCGAGAUCCGAAGUGGAAGCCAUUUCUUCUACACAGUGGUAGACGACGAUUCUUCGAAGGCUAUGGAGGAAAGCAUGAAGACCUUCACAGAAGCCAAUGGAACAGACGGAGCUCCUUGUGAAGUGAAAGUGAACAGAGUUGUUGCAGCGCUGUUUGACGACGGAAACGGCAAGAGCUGGUACCGUGCAAAGGUUGCGGAACGUCCUGCUGACGGAAAAGUUGCUGUCCUUUUUAUUGAUCACGGUAACGUUGCUACUGUGCCAGUGGCUACUCACCUUCGUCCACUCGAUGAUGCGCUUCAAAGUGAUAAGAUCCCUGCUGUGGCCAAAGAAGCCGUGUUGGCCCUUGUCACGACUCGUUCGCUGCAAACUGAUGAAGGACACGAUGCUGCAACGAUGCUACAGAGUUUGGCCUGGGGCAAAGAGUUGACGUGCACUAUGUACGGCCCAGAUGACGACAAUAAAAUGGCUGUGACAUUGGCAGAUGCGUCGGGUGGUGAAACAAUCAACGAACAACUUGUUGCAGCUGGAUUAGCUCGUGUUGCCAGCCGAUUUGCUGUCACUGGUUUGGCUCGUCGCAUGUCCGACGGAGGUCCCGCAAUUGAACUCUCUUCCACGUUGAACAAGGCUCAGGGCAUUGCUCGCAAGACACGUUCUGGAAUGUGGCGCUAUGGUGAUAUCGGAGAUGAAGAUCCCACGGAUUUCUAAGUGGCUAGAGGCCCAGUUGGUGCUUGAAAGGCUAUGAAAAGAAGACAAAGAUAGUCACUGGCAGCUAGCUACACUCUUACUAAACGACUAAACGAAAUGUUGCUUAUCGACCAUGGUAUUCUUAGUUUGAGAGUGUUCUUGAUAGGCAGAAAUACUGUAGGAAGGCGACGCAGUAGUUGGUCAACAAGUCGAGUAAACUUCUGACAACAGUAGGGGGGCAGUCAAUACAAUACUGGCGGCGGUAACAAUGUCAUGUGGGUUAGACAGUACAUAGAAGUCAGUCUGAGGAAGUUGAAUCUUCAUCUUUUACAGAUACCAGGUCUAUAUAGAAACAUCCAAAGUAAUCCGCUCCCAGCAAUCGUCGAAACUGUGGUUUGACAGCCAAACCACGACAUUUUCAGUUGAUAUUCUCAUCGGGCGCCUUUUUGUUGUCUUCUCGUGGUUGUUGUGAAUUACUACUAGUAGUAGAAGUAUUCCUCGCCACGGCAUGUCGUUGUGGAUGGUACUGAUAUUUGGUAUUGCAAAAGUCUGGAACAGGAUAUCCCUGCUUUUUAACAUCAUAAUUCGUUUGCAAUCGCAGCACGGCAAUCACUCGCUUCAUGUGCAGUCGUCGAAAUCCAUUUCGCAGCAAUUGUCGAAUGUGGCGUUGGACCACAUCCAUGCGUCCCGCCACCAAUGGUUCCUUCCAUCGAAUCAACGAUUGGAGAUGAUUGUUAUCCGUGAUAUCUUCCAAAGCUCGUAGCUCCACUUUUAACGAAGGUGAUGCGUAUUCCCAAAUGAAAUUGCACUGGUGGUCCUUUUUGUCAGGUGUUGUUGUCGUGUUGUUGGUACUAUUGUUGUUGUUGUUGGCUCCAAGACAGUGGCGACACUCUUCCAAGAGCCAUGCCAAUUCUUGUUCUGUUGGAUUGAGAAUGGUUUCGUAGGGAUCAUUUGGGAACCAUUCUUGCAAUUGCAUUCGACUAUUGUCGUGAUUAUCUUGUGAACUGCUGGGGGUGGGACUGUCACUAGUAGUAGUAGCAGUGGUCUCAUUAUUUUUGUUGUUGUUGUAAAUGCUGUUUUCUUUCCGAGCAAAGGCUGCCAAGAGGACGUGUUGAAUGGGUUUCUUGCUGGUGGUUGUUUUGUCGUCGUCGUCGUGAUCAGUAAUAAUAGUGGGUUUGCUGCUGCUGCUGCUCUUUCUCUUCUUUAGCUGAAUUCCAUAGCGGUUAGGUUUUUCCUUGGCCAGUUCUACUUGAUCGUAUUGUAUCACUACCGGCCUUUUCUUGUUCUUGGCCGAUAUUCUAACAAUGAGAGGCUCCUCAAGUCUCUUGGCUUCAGGAGGCAGUAACGCCCAGUUGUCAAUUUUGAGCUCUCGUCGGUUCUGUGGUUGAAAAUAUAAGUAGGUCUUUAAUGCCCAAGGAGCCAGGACUUUGUUGUUUCCAUGAAACAAACGCUCCGUUUUGGUUGGAAGAGAGAUACAAUCGAUGGCAGAGCCCCUCGGUCGUUUUCGGUUGGCAGUAGGAGGAGGGGUAGCAGCGAUGGGGGCCACGGUACCACUAUUUGGUAGUUGGGUAUCUGGAGGAGAAGCAUCCUCCAUGAUCACAUUAUUGGAAGAUAAUUGGAUACCUUGGGCCACACCAGCAGUAUCAUCUGUGGCACCAUUAUUGGCAAUAGCAUUCCGUGGCAACUCCGUGUUGGGCUCAACGUCUUUGUCUGGUCUUGGAUGGUCUAACGGACCCUCUUCUUGGUCGCUGUCACUCGACAACUCAAUGAAUUCGUUACUACUGCUUUGACGGGUUGGUCUCACGACGGGAACAUGCUCACGCUUCACACCAGGAUAACCUCUCGAGGGAACCAUGACAUGGUCUCUCCCUUGCCUUGCCAUCAUGGUCAGCAGUUUGGGUUGGUGGUAGUAGUGUCAACGCAAAGCGCGAAAACCUAACUUUUAAAAUAAGCUGACAAGGCUGUAAGAACAUCAUUUAAAGCCCGCAAGGCUGUUUUAUUUUCAAAAGGAAACGAAAGA
This is a messenger RNA of Seminavis robusta, 5324 nucleotides long. NCBI's taxonomy places the organism in Eukaryota, Bacillariophyta, Bacillariophyceae, Naviculales, Naviculaceae. The record is from the annotation of a GenBank genome assembly.